AUGGUUCUCCGAAUCGUCGCUUUACUCGCUUCUCUGACUGUCCUCUGUCAUUCUGAAAUAAGCCAUCCUACUUCCGAUAAAAUCUACGGAAAGUACAUCGAACUCUCGAUGAACUUGACUAUUCUUCUUAAAGAUACCAAUAUUGAUGAAGCGAAAAUUCAUGAGCUUUCUAAGGACAUGGUGUCAAAUGAUGGAAAUGAAGAUAAAAUCCAAAAAAUUUUGGAUAAGUUCAUGGCUAGUCUACCAGAAGAUCAGCAGAAAGACUUCGGAAGAUUGUAUCUUGAUAAAGAAAAACUCGACUACAUCACUCGUAAGGUUCACCGUGUUCUUGGCUAUUACCUGACUCGACACCAAAUCCAGCGGCUGAGAGAUGUAUUGGAUACGAAAUUCAAGCAGGGAGCAACUAGACCGGAAUUGGUUGAAGCUAUGGUUGAAGAGUUAACAAAGGAUGUGAAAAGAGAGAAAGCUGUGAAAGCAAUUGAACUGACUAUGAAAGAUUUGAAGAUGUUCAACAAAAAGAAUCCAGGACUAAUCGAAAAAGUUGAGGUGUUGUUCGGGCACGCGUUGGUUCAUGACGAAAUGUGA
Messenger RNA from Caenorhabditis remanei, 585 nucleotides. RefSeq lists its product as uncharacterized. The transcript has 4 exons. NCBI's taxonomy places the organism in Eukaryota, Metazoa, Nematoda, Chromadorea, Rhabditida, Rhabditidae. The record is from RefSeq and is a predicted model, not a curated record. Bases 1 to 585 code for a protein of 194 amino acids.